Molecule: messenger RNA, 921 nt
Organism: Xylaria bambusicola
Lineage: Eukaryota; Fungi; Ascomycota; Sordariomycetes; Xylariales; Xylariaceae
Exons: 3
Coding region: 310-921 (203 amino acids)
Biological process (GO): dolichol-linked oligosaccharide biosynthetic process
Cellular component (GO): UDP-N-acetylglucosamine transferase complex; extrinsic component of endoplasmic reticulum membrane
Molecular function (GO): hexosyltransferase activity
Source: RefSeq, a predicted model, not a curated record
GUUUCUAAGCUUGCUACUAAUUAGUAAUGGUACAAUAGCUUCAUACAGUAGCUUCAAUACCUUACGAAGAUCGUCAAUUUCGCAAAUCGUGAUGCGCUCGACUAGAGGCGAUAUCGGUGUAUUUCCUUAAUAAUCUCCAUCUCUGGCCGCACGAAUUAUAGCAGAGAUUAGAACACAUCAUCUCGGACUGAGGCAGUAUUGGGAAAGUCAAGCAAACGACUAAAUUGACGGUUAAACUGACUGGCUAGCUUCAGCCCUGCCCCUUCUCAAAAAGCUCAGGACAGCCUGCAUCCCAAAUCAUCAUACAACAUGCCGGGAAUUCACUCGCAAAGAUCACGUAAUAGAGUCUCACGAGCCGCAUUUGUGACCAUCGGUGCCACUGCCGGUUUUCGGGGCCUUCUUCAAGAAGUAGUCUCUCCUAAAUUCCUCACGACACUCCAGUCCCGCAAUUUCACGGACCUCAUCGUCCAAUGCGGCCCUGAUCUGGAUUAUUUCCUAACCAUUACGCCAGAUAAUAGCCAAGAGUCGUAUGGCAUAGAAAUUACCGCCUUUUCCUAUGCCCCCGAUCUCAACAAGUAUUUUGCACUAGCUUCCCGUGGCGAAUAUGGCAACAGUAAUAGCCAACGAGACCGUGGAGUGAUUAUCUCGCAUGCAGGAUCUGGUAGCAUCAUUGGAGCACUUGAGUUCGACUCAAAGCUGAUCGCCGUUCCAAAUCCUGAGCUUAUGGACAACCACCAACUUGAGAUUGCCGAAGAAAUGGAAUUGCAAGGCUUUCUUAUACACGGAACACUUGGGUCAGUCGCAGAGGCCAUUAAGAAGAUUGAUAUAACCGACCUACGGAAGUGGCCACCUGGACCAUCGCCUGGAUCCGCCUAUCAAAAGGGAGGGCUCUGGGAAGCUAUCAACGAACUAAUGCCGUAG